AGUUUAAUCUGGUAGACGAUCAGAUAAAACCUACGCGAUGCCCGUUAGCAUUCGGCUAGCAGACUGAACGUCAGCGAAGAGUCUGAAAAGAUGAUUUUGAAUGGAAUUUUGACGCGAAGGGAGCUCUUUUUACAUCGAUUUAAUCGAGUUUGAGGAGAAUUAAACGCGUGUGUCGCCAUUUGCUGUAAUAGAAGUUAAAUGAGCCGCUGAGGGCUGUUGGUGUGACGUGGAUUUGACGACGGGUUCUUCACGGUUCGUGUAGCCAACCAGCCUCGAGUCAUUCGACAGACUUCGAGGUGCACAGGAACUGGUUGGCCAUCACUCACAGUCUGCCGGUGUCCAGGUGGUACCAUGAGAACACGUCGGAGUGGACGCUGGACUACCCCCCACUGUUUGCCUGGUUCGAGUUCGCUCUGUCCAACGUGGCUCAGCACUUUGACAGAAACAUGCUGGUGGUGGAGAACCUGAACUAUGUCAGCCCGUCGACUGUACUGUUCCAGAGGCUGUCGGUCAUCCUCACUGAUGUGCUUUUUAUCAUGGCUGUCCGAGAGUGCUGCAGGUGCGUUCAGGAGCAGAAAGGCUCUCGGGACGUUUUGACCCGGCCGUCCUUCGUCCUGGCUGUCCUGCUGCUCUGGAAUUUCGGCCUCCUCAUCGUCGACCAUAUUCAUUUCCAGUAUAACGGCUUCCUGUUUGGUUUCCUGCUGCUGUCGGUGGCCAAACACCUGCAGUCUCAGCACCUGCAGGGGGCGCUGCUGUUCGCCAUCCUGCUCAACCUGAAGCACAUCUACCUGUACGGGGCUCCAGCCUACGGCAUCUACCUGCUGAGGAGUUACUGCUUCACUCAGGAUGGCAAAGACGGUUCAGUCAUCUGGAGGAGUUUCCGUCCAUUCCGCCUGCUGGCUCUGGGCAGCAUCGUGGUCUCCGUCUGCGCUGUGUCUUUCGGGCCCUUCAUCAUCAUGGGUCAGCUCCCUCAGGUCCUGGCCCAACUCUUCCCAUUUAAACGGGGCCUCUGUCACGCCUACUGGGCGCCCAACGUCUGGGCCCUGUACAACAUCGUGGACAAAGUCCUGGUGACACUCGGUGUCCGUCUAAAGCUGCUGGACGAGGCGCAGCUCCCUCGAGCCUCCAUGACGGGCGGCUUGGUUCAGGAGUUUCAGCACUCGGUCCUCCCCUCCGUCUCUCCCUCCAUCACACUCAUCUGCACUCUGCUGUCCAUCCUGCCUGCGGUGGUGUCCAUCUGGCGGCGUCCUCGCGGUGCUCGGGGUUUCCUGCGCUGCCUGCUGCUCUGCUCUCUGGGCUCCUUCAUGUUUGGCUGGCACGUCCACGAGAAGGCCAUCCUCAUUGUCAUCAUACCUCUCAGUAUCCUGGCGGUGGAGAGCAGAGAGGAUGCUGGGAUCUUCCUGGUUCUGAGCACCACAGGUCAUUACUCCCUGUUCCCGCUGAUCUUCACCUCCACAGAGCUGCCCAUCAAAGUGGUUCUGAUGCUGAUGUUUGUCAUCUACUCUUUCACCGCCCUGAGGAAACUUCACAGCGGUCAGGGGUCUCUACUCCAUCCUCUGGAGGCUGUCUACCUGCUGGGACUGGUUGCCAUGGCGAUCGCCUGUGAGAUUGUCUUUCCUCUGUCACCAUGGCAACAGAAGCUGCCCUUCCUGCCCCUGCUGGCGACCUCACUGUACUGCGCCGUUGGCGUCUGUUACUCUUUCCUGCGUCUGUACGUCAGCCUGCUGAGGCAGGCGGAGAAGCCCAAAGAGCAGUGAGACACCACCCUGUAGCUGACAGGUCGCAGGUUAGAUCCCCUACACACCUCCACCCUGCUGAGACACCAGUCUGUAUCCUGUAGGACAAAGUGCCGGUCAUGUUUCUGGCUCCAGUCUUCUUCUCCCGGGCAGUUGGCUGAGGUCAGACCACAUGACAUCGGAUGGCCUGUGAACGAAGUCGUCUGUCGGCUCUGAAUGCUGCUGUGGUUUAGUUUGGACUGUGAAGAUGCAGCCCUUCUUUUAGUGCUUAUUUUAAAGGAGCACGACACUCAAGGUCUCGGACUCAGAGUACGACAGCUCACAGAGCGAAGCCCGUGAGAAGCCAUUAAUGAAUUAAUUAAUCAGCCAUUAAUGUUCCAUAAUAAUCUUAAAACGACCAUUUUUACUGAGAGGUUUGGCUGUGGGUGCCCACCACACUGCGAUCUGGAGUAUCUCACAUACUGUAUGUGAGGAGUCUGUUGUUUGUAAUGAAUCUGUCUGGUCCCUGUGAAGUUUGGACUCAGCCUUUAUAAUCAGACUCAGGAUCAGAAGAUCAGGGCCAGAAGUCCUGGAACACCGUGUGGACAAAAGCAUAAAGACGUUUGAUGGGUGUGUUAGGUUUCCUUUUUCAAAUAAACUGAUUAACUUCC
This is a messenger RNA of Scatophagus argus, 2386 nucleotides long. It is a transcript of the gene alg8, whose product is annotated as ALG8 alpha-1,3-glucosyltransferase. The record is from RefSeq and is a predicted model, not a curated record. Gene Ontology annotation, cellular component: endoplasmic reticulum membrane. The coding region runs from base 447 to 1757 and encodes 436 amino acids. Gene Ontology annotation, biological process: protein N-linked glycosylation. Lineage: Eukaryota; Metazoa; Chordata; Actinopteri; Scatophagidae. Gene Ontology annotation, molecular function: dolichyl pyrophosphate Glc1Man9GlcNAc2 alpha-1,3-glucosyltransferase activity. The transcript has 13 exons.